Monopterus albus (swamp eel) is the source of this 2894-nucleotide messenger RNA. It is a transcript of the gene letm2, whose product is annotated as leucine zipper-EF-hand containing transmembrane protein 2. Gene Ontology annotation, cellular component: mitochondrial inner membrane. Lineage: Eukaryota; Metazoa; Chordata; Actinopteri; Synbranchiformes; Synbranchidae. The record is from RefSeq and is a predicted model, not a curated record. Gene Ontology annotation, molecular function: ribosome binding. The coding region runs from base 54 to 1580 and encodes 508 amino acids. Gene Ontology annotation, biological process: intracellular monoatomic cation homeostasis. The transcript has 11 exons.
UCCCCCAGCCACCGGCGCCAGCCAUAGAUCGACUACUGUAAUCUGCCCCUGCAAUGGCAGUCUUUAGUCACCAGAUGCUCCUUGCAGUCACAAGAUCAAGGGGAUCAUAUUUGUUAUCCAAGAGGCACAGCUGCUCCUCUCUGUCUUCCAAAACCUGUCUCCACAUAGACCUUCCCCAUCACCUUUUGACCUCAGUCCCACUCAAGCACUCCCACUAUGGCUACCCCAACUGUUACCGAAGUCACACCCUCAGGUGCGGCCACAGCUCCACCCUGCUUGCUCGCUCUCUACACACCUCAAAGGUUUGGUUCCAGGAUAUAAAGCAGGAUGACCCUAAGGUGUCAGCAGCCGCUGCAAAGGAUGUUUCUCAAGGAGCAAAAAAGGACUUGGUGACCACUUCGCCCCAAUCCUCAUCAACUCCCACUCCAGCGUCCACCACGACACCUGCAAUCCCUCCAGUGCAGGAGAAGGCAGUUGUGAAAAAGUCUCUGUAUCAGAAGAUUGUGGAUGAGUUGAAGCAUUACUACAAUGGCUUCCGGUUACUUGGCAUUGACAUUAAGAUUGCAGGCCGGAUGGUAUGGAUUCUGCUCCACGGACAAGUGCUCACGCGCAGGGAGAGGAGAAGGCUGUUGAGAACCUGUGCUGAUCUGUUCCGUCUGGUGCCCUUCAUAGUGUUUAUCAUCGUUCCUUUCAUGGAAUUCCUUCUUCCAGUUUUCCUCAAACUCUUCCCAGAGAUGUUGCCUUCCACCUUUGAGACAGAGUCCAAAAAGGAGGAGAAGCAGAAGAAGGGUCUGGCUGCGAAGCUGGAACUGGCCAAGUUUCUUCAAGAGACCAUCGCUGAGAUGGCCCAAAGAAACAAGGCUAAAGCUCAGAUGGAGAAUGAGACACAGCGCUUCUCCACAUAUGUUCAGAAGGUUCGGGGAACAGGUGAGCAGCCCACCACGAAGGACAUCGUCCAGUUUUCAAAGCUGUUUGAGGACGAGUUGACGCUGGAGCACCUGGAGCGCCCCCAGCUGGUGGCUCUGUGCAAACUGCUGGAGCUGCAGCCCAUCGGCACCAACAACUUGCUACGGUUUCAGAUGAUGAUGCAGCUCAGGACCAUCAAGUCGGACGAUGAGAUGAUUGCAGCAGAGGGUGUGGCAGCUAUGAGCGUGUCAGAGUUACAGGCAGCCUGUCGCAGUCGUGGGAUGAGGUCUCUGGGUCUCACCACAGACCAGCUACGUGGGCAGCUGCAGCAGUGGUUGGACCUGCACCUGAAGGAGAACGUUCCUCCAUCACUGCUUCUGCUUUCCAGAGCCAUGUACUUGACUGACAUCAAACCUAAAGCCCCAGUCAUCCCGCCUGUUCCCAAACUAGAGAAAGCUACUCCUCCUCCAGUGGAGAAUACAGGAGUAAGCACAGCCUCAGUCAGUCCUGAUACGUUGGCAGACCCUGCUGUCACCAUCAAGGACAGACCGGCAGAGGAGAUGAGAGACAAGGCUCCUGUGGCCUCAGACAAACCUCUGACUCCUGCUGAUUUAGGUGAGCACCCAUUGCUGCUUGGACCCUGUGGCGUCCACAAAAACCAGUUUGAGAGCUGAGGCUAGACAGGGUUUUGAAAUCCAGUUUGAUCUUUCCUCACAUGACAUGCUAAUCUUUCACAGUGGGACACAGCAGCUAUUCUGGGGGCAGGACUGAACAACAUGUGAAUCUGAGAGAGAGAGACAGACAGACAGACAGAGAGAGAGAAAGACCUAUCACUUUCACACAUGCUUCUGAGCUAAAGCAGUGACAGAGGUGCCUCAGAAGAACAAGAUCAGCGCCAAUGGCGUGUAAAGACGAGUAGGAGCCCCUGGACCGAAGAGGAGUUGAACUGACACAAACUUUAGUCCUUCUUUGGGGGGGAUUUCUUUGACCUAAUGUCCUAAAAGUGAAGCCCAAUCCUGUUCAGCUGUCUGAUGGUGCCUCCCUACAGUCUAUACAGCCACCUCGUCCUGUGCCUGUAAAUUUGUAAAUAUCAUUUAUAUUUUCAUCCACGGUGGCGCAGCAAUAGAAGCUUUGUACAGUUUUAUUUUGUUUACCUUUUAACUCCAGCUGAGGAUUGGUCAUCCAUUUUGAAAAAGACUAAUGAACCUCUUGGUUCAGUGGCUGUCUCACCUUCGUCUUUACUCAUUGGGCUGGAACAUGCCGACUUGCUGAAGCAGACGCCAGAAGACACGCUGUCUGAACCUGCAGUUGAAUAAACUACAGAAAGUUGAGUCAAUAUAUGAAUCUCAGCUGGUGGAGCAGCAGAUUUGGACUGGCCCUGCCUCUGAGCGGGGUGACAUAGUGCAGUUGCUUGCUGCUGUAAUUGCAAUUAAAUGAAGGCUGGUGGUAGAUUAUUAAGAGCUGUUCACUCCUUAAACCCAGACGUGACUGUGGCAAAGUGCAGUCUGCCACCACUGGUUAAAAAAAAAACUCUGAAAGGACAGUUUGUAAAAAUAAAUAAAAGCUAUAUCAGAUUUUUAUUAGCAUAUGUGUUGUUUUUAACACUACAGUGCUAAGAUUUCUUUAUGCUGAAAAUAGGAAAUGCUUGAUGCUAUCCAUAAAUAACUAGUAUUAACAUGGGAGAGAAGCUCCUGAAGCCACAAAUGAGAUUGUUUUUGAAACUGUGGCACAUUUCAUAAUUCCAACUUCAUUAAGGUCUAAUAAAUUUAUGACCUGUUGCUACUGGGAAUUUUACCUUAUAAAUGUGUAAUGUAUAAAUACAGUUUUGUGUUGAACAAUACUUGUAACUGUCUCACCUGUCAUAUAUUUGACACUGAUCUCAGUGCAGCUGAUAGAACGUUUGUCCCAUUUUUCCUCAUUGCUAUUUAUCCACAGGCACAUCCCUGAGGUGGAUGCCAUAUGAUAAAGGAUAUUUUAGACAAAAUGGU